Zingiber officinale is the source of this 4167-nucleotide messenger RNA. RefSeq names its product homeobox-DDT domain protein RLT3-like. The record is from RefSeq and is a predicted model, not a curated record. Gene Ontology annotation, biological process: regulation of transcription by RNA polymerase II. The transcript is spliced from 19 exons. Gene Ontology annotation, molecular function: DNA binding. Bases 327 to 3809 code for a protein of 1160 amino acids. NCBI's taxonomy places the organism in Eukaryota, Viridiplantae, Streptophyta, Magnoliopsida, Zingiberales, Zingiberaceae.
CCCAACAAAAAAAUCGCCUGGAGGAGCGAAGCGAAAGAUAGGGUUGUAGUAGGGUUUUGGGCGUUGAAAAGGGCGCAAGAGAUGAGAUGGCUGCUAUGGACGAACCGGAUCGUCGCCUCCAUUUAUCAACCUCAACCUUCCUCCUGUGAAUUCUCCACCAUAAACCCUAAGCAUCGCCACGCAAUCCUCACUCAACCACACUGAGACGCUCAAUUCCGUAGUCCCGUCAAUUGUUAUCUGCAUGCGCUCGUUGCCGCCGGAACACUCGGAUUCUGCCACUUCGACGGAGCUCUAUUAGCCCCGCCGCUCCUUCCUUUACCAGGCUGAUGGACAUUGAUGGUGCUGAUGAACAUAAGGACAAUGGAACAAAGAAGAAGACUGCAGUCCAAUUACAGUCAUUGGAGACUUUUUAUGCAGAGGAGAAAUAUCCCAAGCAAAACAAAGUGGAAGAAUAUGCGUCCAUACUGGAUUUGACACAUAAACAAGUUCGUAUAUGGUUUGCUGAGAGGAGAAGAAAAGAAAGAAGGGUUUUUGGUGCUUCAAAUGCUUCUAUAAGGAGCUUCCUCAAUGCAGGUUGUAGGGGAAUGGCUGGCACCACUUCUAGACAUGCCAAUAAAAGCAAAAUUGUGACUCAGAAAGGUAGAUAUAAGACAUUAGAGCAGCUUGAGGGGAGCCAUCUUGAUGAAAGAAAAGGCCAUGCUGAAAAAAAAUACUUUGCUGAUCUACAAACAUUGUUCUCUAAGGAUUAUAUUUUAAAGAAAAUUUACCGUAAAGAUGGUCCUGCCCUUGGAAAAGAGUUUGAUCCUCCUGGAAAUGUGUUUGGCCACUGCACAGAUUUUCACAAGCUUCAGUACUCUCACUCUCAUGGAAAUCGUCGGAUGCCCAAAAGGAGUAAGUCAUUGGUGUCUUCUAUGCUCACCUCUAAAGCUUCCAAUGAAAGCAACCCUUUUGCAACAAAGUAUGGCAUGGGCAAGGGUCUUAUGACUGUAUGGCGUGCAACACAACCCAAUGGCCAAAAGCUUCCUGAUGGUGCGAAUUGCACAGCGAGUGGUAAUUGGAUGAGCUUAAGAUCAAAUGAUUCUCACAAGACUACUUUCUCUUUUGUUUCAAGACAGCCUCAGCAGAGAAGAUCAUGCAUGAGGCAUAGUUAUCAGAAGAAGUCACAAGAUAAGAGAAACCAAGUAAGAAAGGUAGCAUCUCAAAAUGUGGUAAAUGCGAAAGAAACUAAUUUAAAGGGCUGCAAACUUUCACUUGAUGAAUCCUCAGAACAACCAAGUGAGCUAAUGGCAUUGAUCGAUGAUGAGGAGUUAGAACUUGAGGAGCUACAGGUAGGACCUAACCCAUUGAGGUGUACUGCACAUCUUGCUUCAAAUGGAAGACAUGGUUGUCCCCUUUGCAAAGAUUUACUGGCUAGGUUUCCUCCACAAAUUGUAAAAAUGAAGCAACUCUUUCAGAUACGCCCAUGGGAUUCUUCUCCUGGACUUGUUAAGAAACUUUUCAAGGUUUUGCAAUUUAUUUGUGGUCAGUCAGGAAUUACUGAAGUAUGCCCCUUUACUAUUGACGAGUUUGCCCAGGCAUUUCAUGACAAGGACUCUUUGUUGUUGGGAAAAAUUCAUGUGGCACUUAUCAAGCUGCUUAUGCUUGAUGCUGAAAAGGAGAUAAACUCUGGAUCUCUACCUCGAGCAUCUAAUGUUAGCAGGUUUUUGGUGUUUUUGAACUUUAUGAGAGAAGAAGGAUUUGAUAUUAAGCAUUGGACACAAUAUCUUAAUUCUCUUACUUGGGUUGAAAUACUUAGACAAGUUCUAAUUGCAGCUGGUUUUGGUUCAAGACAGAAUAUGGCACGGAGAGCAAAUUAUAGCAAGGAAAGGAAUCAAAUGGAGAAGUAUGGUCUCAGUGAACGCACAUUGAAAGGUGAAUUGUUUAGUUUAUUAUCAAAGCAAGGAAGUGUCGGACUCAAAAUAUCUGAUAUGGCCAGAACUUCUCAGAUUGUGGACCUUGGUCUCUCCCAUACUACUGAGGAAGUAGAACAACUAGUAUAUUCAACUCUUUCAAGUGACAUAACAUUGUUUGAAAAGAUAGCACCCUCUGCAUUUCGUCUUCGAGUUGAUCCACAUAUUAAAGGGAGGAUUGAUUCUGAAUCAGACACUGAUGAUUCAGGAAGUGUUGAUGACGAGUCUGAUAAGGUUAGCACAAGUUGUAGUAGUGAUGAUUCUGAGGUGGAUUUGGCAAUUAGGGACCGUUUGAUUGUAAAGUACAAAACUCGUCAUAAAAAAUCAAGCAGGAAGUUAGCUGAAUACACUGAGAUUGAUGAAAGCUAUUCUGGGGAAGCAUGGAUGCAAGGGCUUAUGGAAGGUGAAUACUCCAAUUUAACUAUUGAAGAGAAGCUCGAUGCUUUGGUUGCUCUUGUUGAUCUUGUUGGUGCUUGUCCCAGCGUUAGAAUGGAGGAACAUGUUAGAACCUCAACACUUGUCACUGGCAUACGGUAUCAUGGAUCAGGUGCAAAAAUCAAGAGAAAAAUGUGUAGCCGACAAUCAGUAACAAUGCUAGAGGCUGAUACUCCACUUUGCUCUAUGUCAUUGAACAUAACAACUGCCGAUAAUGUGGACACUGCUAUCAACAGGAGAGGAUGCCAGUUAAGUUCUUCAGGGUCCAACAGCUCUAAAGUCAAGGAAGCCUGUAACAAUGUGCAUCCGAUGCAAUCUAUACUUUUAGGGUCUGAUCGUCGGUACAAUAACUAUUGGCUUUUCCUUGGCCUAUGUAGUGUACAUGAGCCUGGCCAUCGGAGAGUAUAUUUUGAGUCUUCAGAAGAUGGUCAUUGGGAGGUCAUCGAUACUGCACAGGCCUUGCAAGCUCUGUUAUCUAUCUUAGAUCGCAGAGGUAUUCGCGAAGCUCGUUUGCUUGCUUCUUUAGAGAAGAGAAAAUCAUCUCUUUAUCAAGCAAUGAAUGAGUAUACGGUUGAUUCUGUUGGAAGCAGACAGAUAAAUAUAUUGCCAGAGUUGGAUGCUACUAGUACAGAUGGAUCGUCUCCAACUUCGGACGUCGAUCAUGUUCUACUUCCUGCUGAGUCAAAUGGUUUAUCAGUUGGUUCUGGCGCUAUAGAUCUUGAAAUUGGCAAGACUAAUGAUGAAAAAAAGCAAAAGUGUGACCGAUUGCGAUUGUAUGAUAAAUGGGUUUGGGAUUCCUUCUACUCGACUCUGAAUGCCACAAGGUAUGGUAAGAGAUCAUAUAUGGAAUCACUUAUUCACUGUGAGAGUUGUAAUGAUUUAUUCUGGAGAGAUGAAAAACAUUGCAAGAUUUGCCACACUACCUUCGAGAUAGACUUUGACCUCGAAGAAAGGUAUGCAAUACAUAGAGCAACUUGUAGGGAGCCAGAUGAUGUCGGUGACUUUCCGCAGCACAAAGUUUUACCUUCACAGUUGCAAGUGCUCAAGGCUUCAAUUCAUGCAAUAGAGGUAAGCAUGCCAGAAGCAGCAUUAGCAAGUACAUGGAGGGCAUCAACUCAGAAGCUUUGGGUCAAGCGGCUUCAACGAGCAUCAUCACUGCCAGAACUUUUGCAGGUUCUCACUGAUUUUGUUAGUGCCAUGGUUGAGGAGUGGCUGUGUGAAUGUGCCACCGCCUCUAGUCCUAAUGUAGAUGUAGAUGAUCUCUUAGUACACUUCCAGACUAUGCCGCAAACCAUUUCUGCCGUUGCACUUUGGAUUGUCAAGUUGGAUGCUCUAAUUGCUCCAAGACUAGAAGUCAUUUAUGCUGAAAGAAGUAAAGCACUUGUAUCCCAACCGAAAAGAAGACGGACGUGUACUAACCGUUGAGACCAUAUUUUCUUUUAACACUUUACCUCAAGGAGAUCGAAGGAAUCAGAAAUGAGAUUUAAGGGAAACUUAUCGACGAACUGAAACUGAGAUCAUUUGUUCAUUACUCAUUCAUAUUCAAGUUUCUCCUUUUGUUUUUGUUCAGUGUUUUUGUGCCAAUGUGAUGAUCGAUCCUCGACGACAACAGUUAGAAGCUGCGUUGGCAUUUUUUUUUUUUUUGUUGUUGUUGGAAGAGGCCUUUUGGUUGGUUUUUCCUGGAAUAAAUGGUUGGCCUGUCACCUUAUGGAAAGGGAUGCUUCUUGUGCUCAUUUUGUAAAUUAUUUUACUUCAACUUUAAUCAAUCUUCUUUACUGUCUCA